AUGAAGAAAAACGGCGGCGAGGUGACUAAGUUCGCAGAUUACGCAAAAGAACGUAUUUGGCGCAAGAAUUUGGAUAAAUUUACAUUGAAAAUUCAACUUCCAAAUGAGGAGAAGAGGGAGUAUAGAUUCGGACCGAAUGUUGUGGUUCAUGAUGUGGUCAAAUCGAUUUGCGACGAGCUCGGAAUUACCAUCGCGGAGAUUUAUGGUUUGCAGCGAGUUCCUGGCUCGACUGAGUGGCUGAACGGGCGGAACAGACUGGAGCUGCAAAUACAGGAGCAAGAGGAGCUACUGUACAUAAGGCAGAAGUACUUUCCUGAUGUGAGUCUGCUUACUUCAAAGGAAAAAGAAUUCCUCUUACGUCAAAUUGAACAAGAUUUUCGCCUUGGGCGCAACGGGCAGCAAACGAUACCCGAGAGCUUCUUCGCCGAGUUCGCGGCGAAAGUCGAGUCCUCACACAAACCUCUCCCUGAACAAGAAGCGAACCCGGCGGAGUCUUUUGGCUGCUCAGCAGGUGCACCCGCGGGGAGCCAAGGAGGAACCAGCGAGAUGAUUAUUAACCGUGAAGGGUUGAUAUUUCCACAAACGCCAGCGGAUAGCGUGAAAUAUCACGAAAUCUACGGGGUCUCUAAAAUGAAGAAGGUCAAGCAAGGCAUUCGAAUUUUGCUAAUCGACGAGGACAAAUCCACCCGGCGACAGAUGGACAUCAUCUUAGAUUCGCCGAGAACGGCAAAAGCCACAUUCCGCUUCAUUUCCGAGUGUUACGUCUUCUACUCCUUCGAUCAGGUGCCGCUUUACAUGCUCGAGGGGCAGAAACAAGACCUGGGAAUACAAAUAUUAGACCUGUUCAAUCCGAAACAGGGGCGCAACUACAAGACGUUUCAAUUCGACUCGGUGAGUACGAAGGCUCAACUGGAUCUCAGGCACAGGAAGAGGAUACGCAACGGGCAGGAACUGGUGAAAAAUGAACGCGGAUUUGCCGACCUGGUCUACAAGAUCAUGUCAGAUUUAACCUGCCACAUUUGUUUCGAUCGAUCCGUGAGCGUGAUCCUUCGUCCAUGUAAUCAUCAGUUGAUGUGCCAAGAUUGCGCGGAAAAGUGCUCCGAAUGUCCCCUUUGUUUGGUGAAGAUCGAAGAGGUUUCCGUUGCAUUUUUGUCUAGGGAACGCAAAAAGUGCUUUAACUCCUUGAUAUUUAUUAUCUAA
This is a messenger RNA of Oikopleura dioica, 1200 nucleotides long. The record is from the annotation of a GenBank genome assembly. Lineage: Eukaryota; Metazoa; Chordata; Appendicularia; Copelata; Oikopleuridae.